This is a messenger RNA of Daphnia pulex (common water flea), 2004 nucleotides long. RefSeq lists its product as uncharacterized. The record is from RefSeq and is a predicted model, not a curated record. Bases 1 to 2004 code for a protein of 667 amino acids. NCBI's taxonomy places the organism in Eukaryota, Metazoa, Arthropoda, Branchiopoda, Diplostraca, Daphniidae. The transcript has a single exon.
AUGUCGUCCAGUUUUCACAUCUCCGCUGUUCAACUAGACGACAUCACUCGUUUAUGGUCACUCGAAACUUUAGGAAUUCUUCCUGACGUCGAGAACGCAGAUGCAGCGGCAACCUAUCAAGCUGAUUGCAUUACUGAUCAAGGUAACCAGUACACAGCGCGGCUACCAUGGAAAGAUGACCAUCCAGAACUGCCAUCUAAUUAUCUCAUUUGCCAACGACAAACUCGCCACACGGUCAGGAGUCUUCUGAAAAAACCUCAGCUCUUACAGCUGUACAGUAAAAUUAUCCGUGACCAACUUUCUGCCGGAUUCAUCGAGCGGGUGCCUCGUACUCAACAGGCGCCACACGGUUGUCACUACAUUCCGCAUUUUGCUGUUCAAAAGGAUUCUGCUACAACUCCGAUUCGUAUCGUGUACGAUUGCUCCUGCAAAACUAGACAUGGUGCAAGCCUCAACGACUGCCUCCUCAUUGGUCCUCCUCUUCAAAACGAUAUGCUCCACAUUCUGCUUCGAUUUCGUGUGCAUCGCAUUGGUUUUUCUUCCGACAUUGAGAAAGCGUUUCACAAGGUACAACUUCACGAAGCUGAUCGUGACUUCAUUCGCUUCCUUUGGCUCAGCAAUGACAACGAUCCCGAUUUCGACUUUGUCAUUUACCGUUUUAAAGUUGUUCCAUUCGGAGCAAGUAGCAGUCCAUUCAUUUUAAAUUCAGUGAUCAAAAAGCAUCUUAAGCGUAGUUCAACUCCCAUCAGUGUUGACAUCGAAGCUAAUAUCUACGUUGAUAAUCUGAUUUCGGGAAGUGAAACUCCAGAAGAAGCAUUGAAUUACUACGCUGAAUCACUCGAUCCAUCUCUCAACGAACGUGCUAUCUCGGGAGGUGUGGCGGAUGUUUCGACUCUCACCAAAACUUUGGGUCUUUUGUGGGAUCGCUCGACAGACACUCUACAGCUACCUCUCUUCUUUUUAACGCCGUUUUGUUCCACUUCACCCACCAAGCGUGAUGUUCUUCGCGGACUUUCUUCCAUCUACGACCCACUUGGAUUCAUUACGCCUCUUUCUAUUCCUGCCCGCAUUCUUAUGCAAGAAAUUUGGAGAGAAGAAUUACAAUGGGACGAUCCUUUACCGGCUUCUUUCGCUGAUCGCUGGCUUGGUUUAUGCAGCUCCCUUUCUGACGCAAAACCCAAGGUUCCCCGUUCCUACUUCGGUGAUAGGUCUCGUGUAAAAUCUCUUCAUAUUUUUGUCGACGCCAGUCAGCAAGCAUAUGGUGCUGUCGCCUAUCUCCUUGACGGCCAGAACUCUUCCUUCGUUAUUUCCAAGGCUCGAGUCGCCCCGCUGAAAGGCAACGGCCCUCAGUUGACUCUUCCGCAGCUAGAACUCAUGGCAGCCCUUAUUGGAACUCGCAUCGCGACGACGAUCAUCACCGCCUUCCAAGUCCUCGAGAUCUCUCUAUCAGUCACCAUGUGGUCUGAUAGUCAAAUUGUUUUAUAUUGGUUGUCAAAAAACGACAAACAGAAGAAUCUCUUCGUCGCUAACCGUGUCUCCACGAUCAUCACAUUCAACCGUCUUCAUCAAGCCAGUUGGCAUUACUGCCCCACUGCUUCAAAUCCAGCUGAUCUGGUAACGAGAGGCCUAACGCUCCACCAACUUCAAACGUCUUCGAUUUGGACACGGGGCCCACUAUGGUUAUCUUCCGAAGAUGAAUGGCCGCAAUGGAGCGUCUCUAGCCUCAGUCAAAUUAAAAUUCGUCAUCUUGCAGAAAUUUCCACCAUCGCAACUCCGGAACGACUCCCCCUGCCACUGGAUAUUUCAACAGUUAUCGACAUCGUCCGUUUCAACUGGAGUUCGUUGAAAAGAACAACGGCAUAUGUUUCUCGACAAUUUAGCAAUUUUCAACGACCGAAAGCUGAAUGGAAUCGCGAAUUUCUUUCCACACUGGAACUCAUCCAAGCGGAACGCAAAUGGAUCGUCUCUUUUCAAUUUCGUUUUUUUGCCAACGAAUACGAGUAG